AUUUUUUUUUCAAAUGACUUGACACCUGCUAAGAGACCGCAGAGGCUUUUCUCACUAAGUGGUCGGUUUUGCGGCUUUAUUCGAGUCUUAAAAACCUCCUCCUGCUGUACGGUCAACACCCUUGACGAGAACCAGCAGGCAGCGAAAGCAUUUGACCGUUAAAGAGGAUUUUACCGGUCUACUACUCUUUUCUUUCAACUGUGGUUUCAAACUGAGAAAACGGACAUACAAUAUCAGGAGUCGCUCAAGUCCGCUUAGACCAGUCACCGUAAAUCAUGGACGAGUCAGCUAUCGUCAUCAAGCUUGUCAAGCGUAAAGUAGGAGGGCUGGGCUUCCUGGUUAAAGAACGAGCAAGUAAGCCAUGUGUCGAGAUUUCUGAUAUCGUGAAAGGAAGUGCUGCCGAAGGUGUAUCAAACCUUCAGCCGGGGGAUAUUAUCCUUGAGGUGAAUGGUAAAUCCAUAGAGGAAUCCCAUUUCAAAGACGCGGUGGACGUUCUGAGUGGUGUUGAAACGGGAAGUUCAGUUUCCCUGAAGAUUAAACCAAGUGUUAGAUCAAAUGGGUCAGCAAAGACUUCCUCUAAAAAUAUCAAGGAGAACGUAACCCAACCCAUCAAUGGAAACGUCGAGGAGCCAAGUGAAAAUGCGAAUAAGCCUAAAAAUGAAGAAGCGAGAGAAAAUGGGACCACAGAAACAGUCAAUGGGCAAAGCGAUCCCGAGGUUAAUGACAAUAUGAAUGGAGUAGCCUCGGGUAUUUUACGGUGUCCCUUCUCGCAGUUCAGUGAGCACGCAAAAAGCCCGAAAUAUGUCAAGUUGAAAAACUGGGUCACUGGACAACAGUACACGGACACUUUGCACCAGAAAAGCAAAACGCGCAUGCACUGUACAGCAGCCCGGUGCGAGGGCUCUCUUAUGAGACCCUAUGGCGGUGAGAACCCGUCCCCGAGGCCUUAUGGGAUACCCCGUCCAAAGGAGGAGGUCCGCGAGCAUGCGGUGGAUUUCUUGGAACAAUAUUACACUUCCAUGAAAAUGAACAACAGCCCAGCGCACGAGAAGCGUUUAGCGGAAGUUCUUAAAGAUAUCGAGGCAACUGGAAGCUAUGACUUGACGGAAAAGGAGCUUAUGUUUGGUGCGCGUAUGGCUUGGCGUAACGCAUCUCGGUGCAUCGGCAGGAUCCAGUGGAACAGAUUACAUUUGUUUGAUGCUCGUGAUGUGUUCACUGCCCGAGGGAUGUACGAAGCCAUAAUUCGCCACAUUAAAUACGGGACUAACAAGGGCAACAUCAGAUCUACAAUCACUGUCUUCCCUCACCGCCGAGAGCCUCACAAAGACUUCAGAGUAUGGAACACACAGCUCAUACAGUAUGCGGGCUAUAAGCAGCCAGACGGGUCUGUGAUUGGCGACCCGGCAGGCCUGGAGCUAACAGAGAUCUGCGUGGCACUCGGAUGGAAGCCAAAAGGAGGUCGCUUUGACGUCCUACCAUUAGUACUACAAGCUGGAGGUGAACGCCCUGAAUAUUUCGAGAUUCCGGAAGAUCUAAUCCUCGAAGUCAAACUAAAGCACCCAAAGUACGACUGGUUUGAGGAGCUAGGUCUCCGCUGGUAUGCACUACCUGCCGUCUCCUGUCUAUGUCUGGAUGUUGGAGGCAUUGAAUUCCCCGGUUGCCCUUUCAACGGAUGGUACAUGGUGACAGAAAUUGGAGCAAGAGACCUCGGUGAUCCUUGUCGAUACAACAUGCUUGAGCCUGUAGCCAAAAAGUUGGGCUUGGACACUAAGAGUAACGCAUCGCUUUGGAAAGACAUUUCCUGCGUGGAAAUCAACGUGGCCGUUCUCUACAGUUUCCAGGAAGCUGGAGUUACUAUUACCGAUCAUCACACUGCGUCCGAGACUUUCAUGAAGCAUUUUGAGAAUGAGACAAAACUGCGCGGUGGAUGUCCAGGGGACUGGGUAUGGGUCGUGCCGCCACUGUCGGGUUCUGUGUCCCCUGUGUUUCAUCAGGAAAUGUUAAAUUACAUGUUGAAACCAAGCUACGAAUACCAAGAUGACCCAUGGAAGCAUUACAAAAUAACAACUGCAGAGUCGAAUUCCGACAGAAAAAAGCUUUCCUUCAAGGAGGUUGCCAAGGCUGUGAAAUUCUCUGCCAACCUGAUGGGUAAAGCUAUGGCAAAACGCACUAAGGCAAUCAUACUGUACGCCACUGAAACGGGCAAGUCUGAGAGUUACGCAAGAAUGCUAGCGGACCUCUUCCUUCACGCAUUCGACCCAAAGGUCAUGCGGAUGGACGAAUAUCCCCACCCAGAAAUGGAAAACGAGCAGCUUAUUCUUAUUGUCACCAGUACUUUCGGCAACGGAGACCCGCCGGAGAACGGAGAGUCAUUCGCUCGAUAUCUCUAUGAGCUCCGCCAUCCAAGCAGUCAAGGGGCUUCUACGCGCAAGAUCCAAGCUGUUAGCAACUUGCUGAUGCAGAAAGAAAAAGAGCGAGGGCUAUGCAUAAAGGACGACGAACAGCCUCUUGCAAGCUUAAGGUACGCAGUGUUCGGGCUGGGUUCACGAGCAUAUCCCAAUUUCUGUGCGUUUGCGCGGUCGCUGGAUAAAAUUAUCCAGGAGCUCGGAGCCGAACAGAUUCACAAAUGUGGCGAGGGUGACGAACUGGCAGGGCAGGAGGAAUCAUUCAAAACGUGGGCUAAACAAGUCUUUAAGGCUGCGUGCGACACGUUUUGCGUAGGAGAGAUGGUGAACGUCGCCGAAGCAGACGAGUCCUUGAACACUCUGUCCAGUGGCUGGUCCCCUGGGAAAUACCGCUUUACUAGUGUUAAGGAGGAGCUGCAAGAUGUGUGCAAAAGUAUCGCGUCUGUCAAUAACAAGCCUAUCGUUGGCGCUAAAGUCAAAUCCGUGAAAAAACUACAAUCAGCCGACUCGAGCCGAUCUACCAUACUUCUCAAGCUGGACACCAGUCCAGCGGCCGAGUUCCAUUAUAACCCGGGAGACCAUCUUUCCGUCUUCCCCUGUAAUCGCAGGGAACUGGUACAGAGUCUUAUCGAUAGAUUGUGCGAGGCGCCAGAUCCAGACCAGCCAAUCAAGUUAGAGGUCUGCCAAGAGACCUCGGGGCCAUUCGGGAAGACGAAGAAAUGGACGCCUGUAGACCGUCUACCUACACCGACAACAGUAAGAGAAGCGUUCUCGAGAUUUAUCGAUAUCGCUGGGACACCUACGCCGCAGAUCCUGAAAAGUCUUGCCUCUUUGGCUACAAAUCCAAAGGAUAGAGAAGCACUCGAAACACUGGGAAAGGGGGAUAACCACUACGAUGAUUGGAAGUAUGAGAAACAAUCCAACAUUGUAGAGGUUCUGGAAGAAUUCCCGUCCGUCAACGUCGAAGCCGAAAUGCUCCUGACCCAGCUUCCUCUUCUUCAACCGCGUUUCUACUCGAUCUCCUCUUCGCAAGACUUUUCCCCAAACGAAGUGCACCUGACUGUUGCUGUCGUGCAGUACAAUAAACGAGAGGGGAAAGGUCCAGUACAUUACGGAGUGUGCUCAACUUGGUUCAACGGCUUGAAACCAGGAGAUAUUGUACCCUGCUUUGUUAGAAAGGCGCAUUCAUUCCAUCUCCCUGAUGACGGUAGCCUCCCCAUUAUCAUGGUAGGGCCUGGUACUGGGAUUGCUCCCUUUAGAAGUUUCUGGCAGCAGCGGCAGUACGACAUCGUUAAAAAACCAAGCCCGGUCCCUAAGCCACGUGACGCAGCACCCGUGACUACCAACGGUGACUCAGCAAGUUUAAGCUCGGCAGUUAAGGAGGGGAGUGGUUGGGGAGACAUGGUGUUGUACUUUGGGUGUCGUUGCUCGACUCUAGAUGACAUUUAUCAGGAAGAGACCAAGACGGCACACCAGGAUGGUGCUCUUGCAGCAGUGCGCACUGCGCUCUCUCGUGAACCUGGACAUGUAAAGCAAUACGUACAAGACUUGUUAAAGGAAGACGCAGAUGCCAUCAUCGACAAGCUCGUGGGUCAAGGUGCACAUUUGUACACUUGCGGUGAUGUUUCCAUGGCAGCAGACGUCUGCAGAACAAUCCAGAAAUUACUUGAGGAAUAUGCCGCGAUGACACAGCAAGAAGCUCAAGAAUUUAUUGACAACUUGAAGAGCUCUGGACGUUACCACGAAGACAUAUUUGGAGUGACCCUCCGAACUCGUGAAGUGACCAACCGAGUGAGAACUGCGGCCAGAAAGGCAUGGGUAUAUGUCGCAACAGCAAAGAAAAUAAAGAAAUCAAGUGUGGCCGGCCUGUUAGGAGGGAUCAAUCAGGACACAAACGACUCCCCCAGACGAGGCUCGCCCAAGUACCCGUUGGACCGAAGUACAACCCUGACCGUACACAUGCGAUCAGAUGAGGAGGUCAUCGAGGAAGAACAAAAGGAAAACCUUGCAAAAGAGGCAAAGAUAAAACGGUUUCCAUCCCUCCAGGAGAGCUAAAACGGGACAACCGUGCAGCCAUCGGCAUCACGGAUCAUGAUGCAAUCACCGAUUGCAUCACAAAGCAGUCAGGUGUAAAAAUCAAGAAGGAAAAGAUUCCCAUUCUUUAUCUGAAAUGAAACGUAUAGCUUAUUGUUUGUGGCGGAUCCUACGCGGAGCCCCCAUACGUAGGGCGUUGGAACAACCUUUUAGACAAAGAACAAUACUAGGGAUUUUGCUUUGUGUUCCUUUACUUUACUAUGAGGCUGAGGGAUGAAUGAGGUAUGGAUCUUGGGGAUCCGCGCGGAAAUUGAUGUGGGAGGUUAUAACAUAAUGGAUGGCCUUUCGACUUUUCACCCUUAAAUUACACCCUUUUAGGCCUUAAUUUUUUUUUUCUAAGCCCUUUUUUGCUCGGGAAAAAGAACAAUCGCCCCAUCAGUCUAUUGGGGUUAUCUAAAGUACUCAACACCCAUAUAUCUGCCUUGCCAACAUACAAUACAAAAAGCUAGGUAAAAUCAAUAGUAAACGUUUAGACAGAAAGAUGUUUGGUUUAUUUCAAGGUAUAUAGGUAAAGAACAGAAGUUGUUAAAAAAACUUAAGUUUUCCUGGACAUAAUGCAAAAGGGACAAGAGUUUUUUUUUUCAUUAUUCAUGACAAUUGUAGAGGUUUUGUCCGUCGAGGUAUGUUAAUAUUGAGUAUAUAACAAUGUGCAAUAAGAUUAUAUGUGCAACAACUUCUGAAUAAAAAUUUCAAAAAGGUCAAUAAUGACCUGAAACGGGA
Messenger RNA from Nematostella vectensis (starlet sea anemone), 5219 nucleotides. RefSeq names its product nitric oxide synthase, brain. Gene Ontology annotation, molecular function: calmodulin binding; NADP binding; flavin adenine dinucleotide binding. Gene Ontology annotation, biological process: nitric oxide biosynthetic process. NCBI's taxonomy places the organism in Eukaryota, Metazoa, Cnidaria, Anthozoa, Actiniaria, Edwardsiidae. The transcript has 36 exons. The record is from RefSeq and is a predicted model, not a curated record. Bases 276 to 4460 code for a protein of 1394 amino acids.